Messenger RNA from Rhizoctonia solani, 585 nucleotides. RefSeq lists its product as uncharacterized. NCBI's taxonomy places the organism in Eukaryota, Fungi, Basidiomycota, Agaricomycetes, Cantharellales, Ceratobasidiaceae. The record is from RefSeq and is a predicted model, not a curated record. The transcript has 3 exons. The coding region runs from base 1 to 585 and encodes 194 amino acids.
AUGGUAAAGGUUAGCGCUGCCGAGCUCAGAGCUGCGCGAGAAGCAGUUAGCCAGGCGACCUACGACCUUGAUGCCCCGCCUACGUCCAGCACAGCGUCCAAGCGCACUCAAGGACCAUCCCUUCCUCCCGGAAAAGCGAUUGGCCCUUCACUGCCUUCGGCCUCGGACCUCACGCUUCAGCGAGAAGAAGCUGUCGAAUCAGCCAGGGGAGAGCGCCGUACAGCCAACAAGCGGGCUCGAGAGAGACUCGAAGAUGAAGAUGGUGGCAUUGGACCAAAGGCGGUUGGCCGAGAAGGCAUGAUGGAGAAAAAACGGGCCCGGCGGGAGGAUGACAAAGCUAUGCGGGAUAGAAAAGAAGAGGGCGGAUUGGAAGUAGGCGAGGAUGUGCUGAUGGGGGCCGGGAAUAGUGAUAGCUUCCAAGCUGCUAUUGCAAGGCGAGACGCCGCAAGAGCUCGGUGGGCAGAGAAAAAAGCGACUUCUGGAAACGGGAAUGGAUCGUCAAAUGAUAGACUAGAAGCAAUGAAAGCACGCGAGGCUGAGACUAUGGCUAUGUUCCGUAACAUGGCCAAGGAGCGCUUUGGGUAA